AUGGAGGCUGAGGGACCACCACAGGCCCACAGGUGCUGCCCCGAGGCCCUGGGGAAGCUCUUGCCUGGCUUCUGUUUUCUCUGUUGCCUGGUGACCUACGCCUUGGUGGGUGCUGCCCUCUUCUCUGCCAUUGAGGGCCACCCCGUCCCAGGGGAGAAAGAGGACCCCAACUUGAAGGAUUAUCUGAAUGAGUUGUGCCUCCUCCUGCAGUGCAACCAGACAGUCGUGGAAGGCAGAACAAAGGAGCUGCAGGAGCAUCUUCGGAAAGCAAAGCCAGAGUGGUUGAAGGCCCCCGGCGACUGGUCCUUCCUGAGCGCGCUGUUUUUCUGCUGCACGGUGGUCAGCACUGUGGGUUACGGCCACAUGUACCCCGUCACCAGGCUUGGCAGGCUCUUGUGCAUGCUCUACGCGCUCUUUGGCAUCCCUUUGAUGUUCCUGGUCCUCACAGACAUAGGUGACAUCCUGGCAACGAUCUUAUCCAGGUCUUAUAAUCGAUUCCGAGCACUCCCCUUCCUGCCUGGCUCGUCAUCCUCUUCCUCCUCUGGGUGCUGCUCCCGGCUUCUCUGCAGGAAGAGGCAGGAGGUGAGGCCCGAGGAUGCGGCCACGCCUCCCAUCCUGGUGGUCCCUGACAUCGUGAUAGAGGCUGAGGAGCUCCAGGGCCCCAAGCCUGGCCGGUGUCCUUUAGCCCCAAGCUACAACAUGGAGCUGUUUGAGAGAUUUGUUGCAGGAGAGAAACUGGACAGGUUGCAACCACCCCUGCGGGCCGUGGAAAGAAGCAGCUCCUGCCCCGAGCUGAUGCUGGGACGGCUGUCCUGCUCCAUCAUCAGUAACCUGGACGAGGUGGGCCGGCAGGUGGAGAGGCUGGACAUCCCCCUCCCUGUCAUCGCGCUGGUGGUCUUCGCCUACAUUUCCUGUGCGGCCCUCAUCCUGCCCAUCUGGGAGACAGAGCUGGGCUUCGAGGAUGCCUUCUACUUCUGCUUCGUCACCCUGACCACCAUCGGCUUUGGCGACAUUGUGUUAGUGCACCCUCAUUUCUUCCUCUUCCUGUCCAUUUAUAUCAUCAUCGGGAUGGAGAUUCUGUUCAUUGCUUUCAAGCUGAUGCAGAACAGGCUCAUUCACAUCUACAAGAGCCUGAUGCUGUUCUUUGCACGAGGAAAGUUUUACCAGCUUGUGAGAAAGUAA
Molecule: messenger RNA, 1182 nt
Organism: Dipodomys spectabilis (banner-tailed kangaroo rat)
Lineage: Eukaryota; Metazoa; Chordata; Mammalia; Rodentia; Heteromyidae
Gene: Kcnk18
Product: potassium two pore domain channel subfamily K member 18
Exons: 3
Coding region: 1-1182 (393 amino acids)
Biological process (GO): stabilization of membrane potential; potassium ion transmembrane transport
Cellular component (GO): membrane
Molecular function (GO): potassium ion leak channel activity
Source: RefSeq, a predicted model, not a curated record